Molecule: messenger RNA, 4012 nt
Organism: Gigantopelta aegis
Lineage: Eukaryota; Metazoa; Mollusca; Gastropoda; Neomphalida; Peltospiridae
Product: NEDD8 ultimate buster 1-like
Exons: 17
Coding region: 57-1877 (606 amino acids)
Biological process (GO): regulation of ubiquitin-dependent protein catabolic process
Molecular function (GO): protein binding
Source: RefSeq, a predicted model, not a curated record
GAAAGUUGUGCAACUUUGACACUGGUAGUUAUGUUGUUUUUGUUUAUGAACUAGACAUGGAUGAUUAUAACAAAGAGCAUCACCAGACGUUGGUUCGCAACAAGCUCAAUGCUGAUAAGAUUAAACUCUGGUUGCCGCCAUACACUACAGAAACUGGUGGCAAAGGACUCGUGCCUCAAGAACUUAUAACUAGGUAUGCGAAAGACCUUUCUUUCCCUGAAAUAGAGGUUGAGGAGAUUCUAGAAACUCUCAGACUACACGCUCUUCAGAAGUUGGCAGAACGAAACAAGUUUGAAAAUGCUGGAAUUGCUACACUGAAAAUUAAACUGGCAGGACAAGUAGAAGGGGCUAGGAAGAAGGUGUUUUCUGUCGAGAUCAGUUUGGACAAAAUGGGCUCGGAUCUACGUGCCGUCAUUUCAGAGAACUGUGGCAAGCCUUGCGAGCAGAUCAAGUUGAUAAGCAGUGGACGAGUCAUUCACGAUUCGUCGUUGAAAGAUCAGGGCAUUCGGAACGGGGCACAGAUAAUGGUCAUACAGUUGGCUCACUCAGAAGUUGAAGCUCAGCGUCAGGAAGACGAGAUGUUGGACGUAGUCAAGACAAGAAAGGCCGCCGAACUCCUGUCCUCCAGAAUAGACACGGAUGAUGAUGAUUUUGAAGUCCAAAUUGCUGACCAGUCAGGUCGACCACUCCAGCUUCCUGUUGAAGAAAGGAAGGCUCUGACUUUGGCCAUGACUCUGCACGAGAAGGGAAGAGCUGCACUGAAGAGAAGGGAGAUAACUCGGGCUCUGUUGCUACUUCUGGAAGCAGAUAAGGAGUUCAGUAAGUGCCGGGUAGAUUUAUUGAAAGCUGUCGACAAUUACGCCGUCCUGUGUCUGGAUAUCGUCUGGUGCUACCUGUGUCUGAAAAACAUCUCAGAACUUCCUGAUGCAGAACGCAGACUGCGAACGAGUGAAGACUGCUUUAUCCAGAGCUAUGGUGCAAACAAUGAGCGGUUAACUGCAGUAAAGGGUGGUACUGGCAGUGAGCAGGCCCAGGCUCUCUUUAUGAGACUUCACCUUCUACAGGGGAUUGUCGCUUUUCACCAGCACCGAAUAAACGAUGCCGUCCAGCUUCUUAACAAGGCCGAGACUGAAUUUAAGAAUCUUCAAGUGGAUGAGGAUAAAAUAACUCAAGUUUUAUUCAUGGGGUUUUCCGAGAGAGAAGCCAGAUUGGGACUGAGAGCUUGUAGGAACAAUGUCCAGCAAGCUGUGGAACACAUAAUGAACAAAAGAAAGGAAAAAGCAGAAAUAAAGAAAAAGAGUGAUGAAGAAAGAGAAAGUAAAAGAUUGUCCAGAAAAUUGGGGAAAACUGCAAAUGGUCAAUGGGUGAACGUGAGCCACUAUAAUGCGCUUAUAAAUAUGGGAUUUUCGAAAAAGGCUGCGUCGGCAUCGUUAAAACAGACGAACAAUGACAUCAAUCAGGCCAUAGAGGUUCUUCAGAAUCACCCAGAGUACCUGGAUAUGUCCGAUAACACACACGAAGUCAUUCCACUCACAGACGACAUGAUAGCCCAGUUGACUUCCAUGGGAUUUGACUUCGAAAUGGCCAGGGAAGCUUUGUCACGGCUUAAUGGAAACAUCCAAAAGGCAGCCGAGAUGUUGCUCAAGCAUGGUGGCCUUUUGCCGUUAAGCAGUCCAGAGUGGUCUUCAGAGUCAGAUGGAUCAUCGUCUCCGUCAAAGUCUGAUGAAAAUUCCAAGAUGGAGAAAGACGCCAUUGAGAACUUGAUGUCAGAUCUGUCUCGUGACGAGGAGGACUACCUUGACCUGGCACUGCAGGAGGAAGCUCAGUUCCUGUCCGAGUACAAGACUCUGCUCGCCAGCAUUAGCGACGUUCGAUAACCCGUAGAUCUGUGUCUUUAACAGCCCAUUCAGUACCUUCCUAAAUCAGAGACAGCAAAGGUCCAGAUUUGUCCAUAAUCCUGGAUUUUAAACGUUAAAACACUAAUACGACAUUCGAUAACCCAUACAUCUGUGUCUUUAACAGCCCUUUCAGUACCUUCAUAAAUCAGAGACAGCAAAGGUCCAGAUUUGUCCAAAAUUCUGAAUUUUAAAUGUUAAUUCACUAACCGAUUUAGUUCCUGCCUGAGUACAAGGCUCUCCUCACCAGCAUAAGCGAUGUUCGAUAACCCGUAGAUCUGUGUCUUUAACAGCCCUUUCAGUACCUUCAUAAAUCAGAGACAGCAAAGGUCCAGAUUUGUCCAUAAUCCUGGAUUUUAAACGUUAAAACACUAAUACGACAUUCGAUAACCCAUACAUCUGUGUCUUUAACAGCCCUUUCAGUACCUUCAUAAAUCAGAGACAGCAAAGGUCCAGAUUUGUCCAUAAUUCUGGAUUUUAAACGUUAAAUCACUAAUACGACAUUCGAUAACUCAUACAUCUGUGUCUUUAACAGCCCUUUCAGUACCUUCAUAAAUCAGAGACAGCAAAGGUCCAGAUUUGUCCAAAAUCCUGGAUUUUAAACGUUAAAACACUAAUACGACAUUCGAUAACCCAUACAUCUGUGUCUUUAACAGCCCUUUCAGUACCUUCAUAAAUCAGAGACAGCAAAGGUCCAGAUUUGUCCAUAAUUCUGGAUUUUAAACGUUAAAACACUAAUACAACAUUCGAUAACCCAUACAUCUGUGUCUUUAACAGCCCUUUCAGUACAUUCAUAAAUCAGAGACAGCAAAGGUCCAGAUUUGUCCAUAAUCCUGGAUUUUAAACGUUGAAUCACUAAUACAUUCUUUUCAUUUUAUUUGGAUCUUGAUUGCCAUCGUAAUUUCAAUUAAAUGUACGUUCCCUUAGCCAGCAUUAAUAACUUUUGAUGACCCAUAAAUCUGUGUCUUUCUCAGACUUCUCAAUACCUUCCUAAACCAUAAAGAUUAAAGCUACAUAUUUCUGGAUGUUAAAUGUUAAUUCAGUAAUGGACUUAGUUCCUGUCUGAAUACAAGGCUGUCCUCGCCAGCAUUAGCGACAUUCGAUAACCUGUAGAUCUGUGCUUUUCUUGGUCUUCUCAGUACCUUCCUAAGACAAUAAAACUAUAGAUGUCUGGAUUUUAAAUGCUAAUUCACAAUCCAACUCAUUUCCGGUCUGAGUAAAAAACUCUCCUUGCCAGCAUUAGUGAUGUUCGAUAUCCCAUUGAUCUGUGACUGUCAGUCUUUUCCUAAACCAGGGCCCGUGCUUAUAAAACUUUUAAAGUCCAGACUCAAUCUCUAAUGACAUUAUACGUAUACAAUUUGUAUGGCGUUGUCAUGACAUUAGUGUCUCUGGCUCUAUUAGAGUCUCGAGUCUAGACUCUAAAAGUUUUAUAAGCACCAGGCCUGAGAUGAUAAAGCUCCAUAUUUGUCCAGAAAUCUGGAUUUUAAAUAUGAAUUCACCGACUAAUACAUUCUUGUCACACGCAUAAAGCUCCAUAUUUGUCCAGAAAUCUGGAUUUUAAACAUGAAUUCACUGACUAAUACAUUCUUGUUACUUUAGGUUGAUCUUCGUCACCAUCAAGAUCUGUUCUUGUUGGAGAAUUGACUUCCAGCAAUACAGUGAAAGCUCUCUAAACUAUUUCUCGUGGUAUGUGCUAUCUUGUCUGUAGGAUGGUGCAUUUAAAAGAUCCCUUGCUGCUAAUUGAAAAAGAGUAGCCCAUAAAGUGGUGACAGCAGGUUUUCUCUCUCAAUAUCUGUGUGGUCCUUAAUCAUAUAUCUGACGCCAUAUAACCGUAAAUAAAAUGUGUUGAGUGCAUCAUUAAAUAAAUAAAAACACAUUUCCUCUCUAAACUGGACUCUGAACAAACCGGAAUCCUGUUAAAACUGACCAGGUUUCGUUGUCACAAAUUUUCUAAAUUCUAAAAAACGCAAUCCUCUAUACACCAGAUCCUGUCUAAAUCAGAUAGAUAUUAUGUGCCAAUCGUGAUUUUCCCCCCCCCUCCUUUUUUACUGCAGAAAAUAGCAUACACAUUUCAGGGUUUAAUUUCUACAGUGUUUCCUUUGUUUAUAAAAAGUAGU